Aspergillus novofumigatus IBT 16806 is the source of this 485-nucleotide messenger RNA. RefSeq lists its product as uncharacterized. Lineage: Eukaryota; Fungi; Ascomycota; Eurotiomycetes; Eurotiales; Aspergillaceae. Bases 1 to 354 code for a protein of 117 amino acids. The transcript has a single exon. The record is from RefSeq and is a predicted model, not a curated record.
AUGGUCCCUCUUCACCCAUCCCCUCAGCCGGCAGCAUCUGCCAACCAGCUGCCUACCCUGCACUCGGCCAUCGCCGACAGACGAUCCGCCUCCUAUACUUCGCAAGCCAACGACCAUGACCACGACUCCUCUCCAGCUAAAUACGUCUCCCCCGGCAGCAACAUUGACAUCCAGAUCCGCGAGUACCACAACAGCAUCAAGGCCACCCUGACGGCGCUGCUGAAUGAUCAACGAGUAAGAAAAAACCCAGACCGCAGCAAAUGCAUCCAGUCCUACCUUCUUGAAGCGGAGAGGAACUUACGAAGGGAGAAGAGAAAAUCGAUCGGCUCGCGUCCGCCUGAUCAGAAGCUAUAGCGCCUUAAGGUUGUUGGGGGAAGACAUAUUGAGAUGGGGAUGAGUGAAUGGUUGGACCAUGGGGACUGAUGUCAUUUGGUUUUUGAUGACUUGCGAUUUGCAAUAGUUCGGAGUUCAAUGGCGCUAUGGUC